GCCAAGCAAGAAGACGAAGACCGCAUGCUAUGGUUGUUCGGAGAUUCUUCGAAUUCACGAUCUUAAAGUCAUUUGAUUCACAGCAAAUAUAGCAACAAAUAUCUCAAUUGGUAUUUUCCAAAGCCACGAAACGUGCAUUGAGUUUGGAGCGAUAUCUGAAGUGAAGAUUGAAGACGUGAUAGAAGAUGGACGACUACUGCUAUGCUAAGAUGGCGACGUCCGCUAAAAGAGAACAUGAAAGAGAAUCAGCGCCACCAACUUCCAGCAAAUCACCAACGGAGAUAAAGACGAAAGAUGAAGACGCCCAGCAGCUGAUCGGUAAUCCAGAAGAAGUUUCCCCUCAGUUAGGGGGGAGCUCCACUUUGAAGCAGGAGACUCCACAACCACCCUGCAUUAAAAAGGAAGAGGAGGAACUCUGCAUCACUCAGGAGGGAGAGUGUCUUCUAGGACGAGAGGAAGCUGAUUACACCAAGUUUCCACUGAGUAUUCUCUCUGUGAAGACUGAAGAUGAUGAAGAGAAACCACAAGUAGACAACCUCUUAGCUCCACUAUCAGAUAGUGAGGCUGAAAACGAGGUUGAAGUAACUUUGAGCAGCGAUACAGACUGUGAAGGUGAUAUGAGGACACACACUGACAACAAAAACUCUGAAUGCUCUACAAAGAAGAGAGGUAAAACAUGUUUGAGCUGUUCAAUUUGUGGUCAAAGUUUUACUAAAAAGAGCAGUUUGACUCUACACAAGAGAACACACACCGGUGAAAAACCAUUCUGUUGUUCAGUUUGUGGCAAAAGCUUUCCUCAAAAUAGCUCUUUGACUCAACACAUGAGAACACACACAGGUGAAAAACCAUUUAAUUGUUCAGUUUGUGACAAAAGCUUUUCUCAAAGUGGAUCAUUGACUCAACAUAUGAGAACACACACAGGUGAAAAACCAUUUAAUUGUUCAGUUUGUGACAAAAGCUUUUCUCGAAAUAGCUUUUUGACUGAACACAUGAUAACGCACACAGGUGAAAAACCAUUUAAUUGUUUAGUUUGUGGCAAAAGCUUUUCUCAAAAUUGGCGUUUGACUAAACACAUGACAACACACACAGGUGAAAAACCAUUUAAUUGUUCAGUUUGUGACAAAAGCUUUUGCCGAAAUAGCUAUUUGACUCAACACAUGAGAACACACACAGGUGAAAAACCAUUUAAUUGUUCAGUUUGUGGUAAAAGCCUUUCUCUAAAUUGCUAUUUGACUCAACACAUGAGAACACACACAGGUGAAAAACCAUUUAAUUGUUCAGUUUGUGGCAAAAGUUUUUCUCAAAAUAGGGAUUUGACUAAACACAUGAGAACACACACAGGUGAAAAACCAUUUAUUUGUUCAGUUUGUGGCAAAAGCUUUUGUCGAAAUAGCCAUUUGACUCAACACAUGAUAACACACACAGGUGAAAAACCAUUUAAUUGUUCAGUUUGUGGCAACAGCUUUUCUCUAAAUGGCUCUUUGACUCAACACAUGAGAACACACACAGGUGAAAAACCAUUUAACUGUUCAGUUUGUGGCAAAAGCUUUUCUCAUAAGAACUCUUUGUGGCGACACAUGAGAACACACGCUGGAGGAAAACCAUUUAGUUGUUCAGUGUGCUGUAAAAGGUUCUCGCACAAUGAAGACGUAGUUAAACACAUAAAAACACACAAGGGAAAAUAACCAAUUAGCUGUUUAGUUUGUGGUAUGUUGCUCAUAUGUGGCGACAUCCACCCUACCCAGGACCUCCUCACUGCUUCUUUCACAAAUAUCUGAGGUAUUCCUACACACUUGGAUUAUUUGGAGCAUAAUCUUAUCCACUCAUGACCCCAUGUCUUCUCUGUAUCUGAAACCUUCCUGGACAGUAAGAUAGAUGAUGCUUCAAGUGCUUGGUUACUCCUUCUUCAGUCCAGGGACCUGGGGCCUCAAGUGUCAAGUUCGUGCACGCUCAAAAACCUGCACUACACCCUUUUUCACGGCAAAGUUGAGAUGUAUCAAAACUGACGUUGACGCAUAAGUGAUGCUGGGUAACAGUUCCCACAAUGGACCACAAUGGAAACAAACCUUUUGGCUUUUUGUGCCAUCCAUUUGCCUUGUUAAAUAAUUACAUGGAUUCAAUUCUUUAAGAUGUCAAUAAACUUCUCAAUUAAUUAAUCCCAAAAAGUGCCAAUUUUUACUCCUCAAACUGAUUGAUGUGCAAAUCAGAGACAUAUGAACAAUUAACCCCCACAACCCAACCCCCACCUCCCUCGACAUUCGGGCAUAACAGGUUCAAUCUGGCCCGUGAGAUUAGUUUGUUAAGAGUAAAAGUCAGCUGCAUUUUGUUAUGACCGAAACGGCUGUUCUAAAUGUGUCCACUGGAUGUCGCAAUUUCAAUUCUGUUAGGCAAGCAAAUAGUUUGUUCCCGGGCGAGUAAGUAUACCAAGCAAGAGGUACACAGUCUUUAUUAAAGGAAUAUAUAUAUAUAUAUAUAUCAAUUAUAUUAUUGAAUAUAUAAUAUCAUAUUAUAUAACUAUAUAUAAUAUACAAUAUAAUGUGUGUGUAACCAACAGGAAAUGGGUGUCAGACUAUGUGUUUUACUGUAAAUGUUGGAGGUGUGUUGAGAGGAGCAGUGCUGUCAGACAAGGGCUAGACAGGCAGGGUUGUCCGGGGGCAAGCAAGGAGUGGAGAACCAGGAAGCACGAGGAAGACAGGGAGGAUCCAGGAGCACAAGACACACAGCUUGACUCAGGGACGCACACAAGGAACUGCGAGGUGAGGAAGGACAGGACAAUUACGCAGGGAAAACACAGAGAUCAGGCUUUGAAAAAGGCAACUAGGGAGCUUGAGACGAGCUUACGGUACGAUGUACAGGUCGCUACGUUCUGGCACUGGAUCUCUGGUAGCGGUGGUUUAAGUAGGCGUCCCCCUCAUCAGUGCAGUGGAAAGCAGCUGGGGUUAUGCGCGCGCGAGCGCUCUUGGAGGUGCGCUCAGCGCAGCUCACAGAUGAUUGCGCACUGGUGUGUGUCCGGGCCGUGACAUCCCCUCCUCGGACAAUUAUUUUACACGGGUAAGUGCGCCUUGUAUUUCUUGAAUCUCCGGCUCUUAGCUUUGUAUGGACUCAUUGAUCGUUUAGAAACUGAGUUCGGAGAGGAAGUGACGCCAGAAGGAUCGCGCCCCAAACAGGAAGUGACGUCGGAAAGCCCGCCCCACACAGGAAGUGACGUCUGAAAGAACGCGCCACAGCCGGCUUCAUAAUAAAGCGGUUCUGUAACUCGGAGCUAUCCAUCCAUCCAUCAAUUUUCUACCGCUUGUCCCUUUUGGGGUCACGGGGGGAGCUGGAGCCUAUCUCAGCUGCAUUCGAGCGGAAGGCGGUGUACACCCUGGA
Molecule: messenger RNA, 3369 nt
Organism: Entelurus aequoreus (snake pipefish)
Lineage: Eukaryota; Metazoa; Chordata; Actinopteri; Syngnathiformes; Syngnathidae
Product: gastrula zinc finger protein XlCGF57.1-like
Exons: 2
Coding region: 186-1685 (499 amino acids)
Biological process (GO): regulation of transcription by RNA polymerase II
Molecular function (GO): DNA-binding transcription factor activity; RNA polymerase II cis-regulatory region sequence-specific DNA binding
Source: RefSeq, a predicted model, not a curated record